Drosophila bipectinata is the source of this 1458-nucleotide messenger RNA. It is a transcript of the gene IFT57, whose product is annotated as intraflagellar transport 57. Gene Ontology annotation, biological process: non-motile cilium assembly; intraciliary transport. The record is from RefSeq and is a predicted model, not a curated record. Lineage: Eukaryota; Metazoa; Arthropoda; Insecta; Diptera; Drosophilidae. Gene Ontology annotation, cellular component: intraciliary transport particle B; centrosome; cilium.
UAAAGGCAAAAAAAUGCAACAAGAAGAAAGUCAGGAAAAAGCCCAACAGUUGCUAAAUUUCCAAUCGGAUGAUCUGCUGGAAAAACUAAAAUUACUCAACUACGAGAAACACCUGCUGAAGGAAUUCAAAUUGAAGCCCCUGUCACGGUUCUAUUUCGUAAAGGCCACAAAUCCGGGGGAGCAGUUCUAUAUGUUUACCCUGAUCUGUUGGUGGCUUUGCAAGAAGCUAGGGAAGGAUAUGGAAAGGCCACAGGAGUACGACGAUCCAAACACAGUGGCGGCUAAGAUUAUACAGAUCUUAGAGCAAAUUGAUGUGCCUGUGGAUUUUCAACCCAACAAACUGAUCCGAGGAGCAGGACCCAUUUGCCUAAUGGUUCUGGACGUUCUGUCCACCCAGGCCUGCAAAGUGGCCAAGGUGGCCUACCAAAAGCUACACAUCGCCCAGGAGGAGGAGUUUUUGGGUGACUACCUCGAGGAUAACGCCGAGAUAAUUCUGGAAAAACUAGAGGACGAACAGAAUGCAGCUGCUCCCAGUGAUGAUAGUGACAUGGAGCUGGAGACCCACAAUUUCCGGCAACUCAACUGGCUGAAUCGUCCCCAGAAGAGGUCCAUUGGAGACGUGAAUCUGGACGAACGAAAUUGCGAGCUGGAUGCCAGGAUGACCGAUCACCAGGAGUGGCGACUCGAACUGGAGAGAGUCCUGCCGCACUUGAAAGUUUUCGUGAAAGCCGAUGCCCGCGACUGGAGGACUCACAUCAGCCAGAUGGAAACCUUCAGAGCCGCCAUAGAUGAGGUUUCGGAAACCACUCAGGCCCAGUUGAAGAAACUCCACAACGAGUUUACCUUUGAUUUGGAAAAAAUCGAAAGUCGGGAGAAGCAUCUGAACAACGAGCUGCAGCCACUGAUCCAGCAGUUCAAGGAGCAGUCCAUUGAACUGUCUUCGAUCCAGUAUGCCCAAAAUCAAGUCCAGGAGGAAACGGAGAAGCAGACGACCCAGCUCAACGAGGUCAUGUUGGAGCAGGAGCUGAAAAAGGAGGAGAUGGAGCGACGGGGUCAGGUCAUGUCAGAUGGAAGUUCGGUGCAACAGAUCAAGAAAUCGAUCGCCAAGCUAAAGGAGGACAUUGCGCAACUGAAUCUGGAGGUGGCGUUGCUGGUGCAUGCCCACGACCAGGACAUUGUGGUGCGACAGUUGAGCCGAGACCAAACCACCGACCUGGCAAACAAUCCAUAAAACCAAAACCAACCUGAUAACGAACUACUUAGCAUGCCAUAUACAUACGAUGUGGUAUGUGAGGAUAUGGACGAACAGGCAGCUGGGUUGGGAUGUCCCAGCCCGAUCUUUUCACACCUCGUAAAUGGGUGUGCGACUGCUCUCGUUUACACCCGAUCGGUAAGAGAUAGGAUCACUGAGGGAAAUAAUAUUGAGUGAUGUAAUUACAAAGUUUAAAAAUUGUUUGG